Molecule: messenger RNA, 1758 nt
Organism: Tachyglossus aculeatus (Australian echidna)
Lineage: Eukaryota; Metazoa; Chordata; Mammalia; Monotremata; Tachyglossidae
Gene: HOXB6
Product: homeobox B6
Exons: 3
Coding region: 493-1167 (224 amino acids)
Biological process (GO): anterior/posterior pattern specification; regulation of transcription by RNA polymerase II
Cellular component (GO): nucleus
Molecular function (GO): DNA-binding transcription factor activity, RNA polymerase II-specific; RNA polymerase II cis-regulatory region sequence-specific DNA binding
Source: RefSeq, a predicted model, not a curated record
CGUGACACACAAAAAAAGAGUUAAAUCCAAAAAUGAUUUUAAUUCCUGGGCUAACUUGCUGGCUGAUUUGGGAUUUCAGUAGCCACGGAUGGGGAAAUGGAAAAUCUGCACGGACUGCAGCCCGAUCCCAAUUUUCAAAGCGAGAAGUUACUCCAUUUUCUAUGCAAAUAUCAGAAACGCAAGAAUCUCUCUUCUCAAGUCAGAGAGAGAGAGCGAUAGAGAGAGAGAGAGAAAGAGAGAGAGAGGGAGAGAGAGAGGGAAGCGACGGCUCUCAGACUGGGACAAUAUUAUCUGGGAGCUGAACGAUAAACCGAACGCUUUUUUUUCCUUCCUUCCCUAUUAUCCCAGAAAAGAAAUGGUCGCGUCAAAGCCAUCUCCCGUCAGCUAAAACCUAAUCUCGGAUAUACUACUAAUAGCCGAGUCCUCGGACUAGAAAACACAACAAAUCAUAAAGCCGGUGGCCAGGACGGCCGCUCUUCCCCCCGGGCUCCAAUGAGUUCCUAUUUCGUCAACUCUUCGUUCCCGGUUACACUGUCUAACGGGCAGGAGUCCUUUCUGGGACAGCUCCCGUUAUACUCUUCGGGCUAUGCGGACCCUUUAAGACACUAUCCGGCGGCGUAUGGGGCCGGCGGGGUCCAGGACAAGGGGUUUGCGUCCUCUUCCUAUUAUCCUCCGGCGAGUGGGGGGUACGGCCGGGCGGCGGCGUGCGACUACGGGGCCGCGGGCUUCUACCGGGAGAAGGAGCCCGGCUGCGUCCUGGCCAGCGGCGGCGAAGACACGGCCCCCUUCCUCCAGGAAGCCCGCAAGGCGGACUGCGUACAGGACAAGAACGGGUUUGGAGACGGCGACGAUCAAAAGUGUUCCACGCCCGUGUACCCGUGGAUGCAGAGAAUGAACUCCUGCAAUAGCUCCUCCUUCGGGCCCAGCGGCCGGCGUGGCCGCCAGACCUACACCCGCUAUCAGACCCUGGAGCUGGAGAAGGAGUUCCACUACAACCGCUACCUGACCCGGCGCCGCCGCAUCGAGAUCGCUCAUGCCCUGUGCCUGACCGAGAGACAGAUCAAAAUCUGGUUCCAGAACCGACGGAUGAAGUGGAAAAAGGAGAACAAACUUCUUAGCUCCUCGCAGCUUAGCGCCGAGGAAGAGGAAGAGAAGAGCGCCGAGUGAAGGCGCCGGAGAGAGAAGAAGGGACGAGGGGGCGCCCGCAGAGUGGGGAAAUAUGGGAGGUGGGAAGAGGGGCGGGCGACAGUCAUCAAAUCCCCGAGUCUGAUGUGGGGGUGGUAAGGGGAUUCGCCCCCAAAUCAGCUCCCAGAAAGUGUCAAGACUAAACCGCAACGCUGGACUCAACCUGCAGGGUCUCGUGUCAGUCACAAGCUGCUAGCCCCCAGCCCUCAUCCCCAGCCCCCGCCCCUCCCUCCCUCCCACGGGAGCCCCGUGGGUUUUCUGUGUGGUGUUUCUGGUCGAGAACAGAUAGUAACUCGCUAACUUUGUGUUUGCCGGAAGCGAUGCAAUCGGUCUUUUUGGUGUUUUCGUCUUCAUUUUUGUUCAGUGAUCUCUGCACGAUUGACUUCUCGAUUUCCCCUCGGGAAGGGGAGGGGAAGGGGACCUCUUCCUGGGCAUGGGGUCUGCCCCUCCGCCUUCCGGGCCUGUGGUCCUCCUCCCCCUCCCCACCCUCUUUCUAAGCUCCUGAAAGGGACCGGGUCAACAGAGGAGGGAGAGGAGCCACAGUAGCAGAAAAAAAAAGUUUCUAUUUUAUUA